UGUGAAUUAUAUGGGUAAUAGGCCUCAAUAAUUGCCAUAAUAAGUCUAAAAGUAGUCUGUACCUUAAACAGAAGAGUAGAAGACGAAUAAACCUGUUGUUGUUACUACUGUUAUGGAGAAGAAAAAAUAAGAAGACAAUCUUGAGACAGAAUUUUUUAAAUUUUUGGUUGAUAAAAGUAGAAAAGAUAAAUGGAAAAAGUAUUUUGAAAUAUAGAAGAUCUUUAACAUGGAAGACUUGCUUUCUUCUUAUUAAAUGAAUAAAGAAACAAAAACUGGUAAAAGACUUAAUGAAGCUGAAAUAUAAAUUCUAAAUAACUAUCUAUUACGAUAAUAAAGAGCAGAUGAUGUAAAAAUUAAUAUCAAAGAAAUACAAGAUUUAAAAAUAUUUAAAUAACCUGAACCUUCAGAUUAAUUUUAUCUAUAAAUCAGAAACAUUUUAAUAAUAGGAAUAACAGGAUAAGGAAAAUCAACAUUUAUUAAUAGUUUUGUUACAGCAAUAGAAAAGGAAUUUAAACCUAGAGAAAAAAAAUAAUUUGAAUUAGAUUAUUUUUAAAUCAUAAAAAUUAAGGAUUCUUAAGCAUAAUCUGAUACUAAUUAAGUUUCCUCUUAUAAAUUUACUUAUAAAAAUUGCUUACUUAAUCUAAUUGAUACACCAGGUUUAGCAGAUACUUAAGGUCCUUAAAAAGAUUAAGAAAGGAUUACAUAAAUAUCUGAAUACAUUAGAGAUGAACUUUAUAAUAAAAAUUAAAAACUUCAUGCAGUUUUAUUUGUUUCAUAGUCAUCUACUUAAUAUGAAAUAAUUGAGGGUAAUCCAUCUCUUUUACAAUUAUCAAUGUUAAGUAUUUUGAAAUUAUUUGGAAAAUAAAUGUGUUAAUUUACAAAACAUUGUCUUACUUUUUCAGAUUUCACAGCUACAAGUACUUAAAAUUUUGAGAGUUAGGAUUCUAUAUUUUAUUCAAUUAGGGAGGAAUAAAUUUUGAUAAAAUAAAAAAAAAAAAAUUAAUUAUAGACUAAUAUAAUUCAUGAAACAGCUAUUCAAAAUGAAAGUGAAAACAUAUUUAAUAGUAAUAAUUUAUAAGAAGAAGAAAUAGCUAAUUAAAAAAAAGAAGAAUUUUAUUAUUAGUUCUAAAACUCUGUAUUUAGAGCUGAAAAAUAAGGAUUCAUUGAAAAUAUACAUUUUAAAAAAAAUUUUUAAAACUAUCAAAAUCUAUUUGAAUUUAUAUGUGAUCCAAAUAAUGAAGGAUUUAGUUUAGAUGAAACAACAAAUGUAAUUUAGGAGAGAGCAACAAUUAAAUAUAAAUUAUAAGAUCUUUAAGGACAACUCUUAAUUUUUUUAAAAAUUAUAAAGUCAAUAGAUGAAAAUACUCGUAAAUUGUAGAUUUAUCAAAACAAAGCAGAAGAUACAAAAGGUUAUGAAACAAAGCUAUUUUUAACAGAAUGGGAGAAAAAACCUAUUUUUAAACAUGGUAGGAAAGCUUACUCAACUAAUUGUAUGGAAUGUAGUAAAACUUGUUGCUUAGCAUGUGAAAGUUAGAAAUUGUAAGAUUGUGUACAGUUGAUUGAUAAAUGGGUGGAAACUAAAUACAUAAAAUAUUGUGAAUGCGGUCAUUCAAUUGAUUUUCAUAGUCAGCAAGAAUUUUCUUAUCAACCUAAGCAAGGUAAUAUAUUAUUCUAUCAAAGUUAUAAAAACUGAAGUUAAUGAAGAGUUAAAGAGUGAACAUAGUAAUGCUUAAAAAAGUAAAGAAAUGAUUGAUGGUUUACUUAAAGAAUAAAAAGAAAAGCGUAAGGCAAUAAAUAAAGAAAUUCUAAAUGUCUUAAAAAUAAUGAAAGAUUGUUUAACUCAGUUGUUGUCAUCUGCUCUUUAUAAACUUGAUAUACUUGAUGUUGAGGCAAUCGAUUUUGUUUUAAAAUUCUAUCCAGAAUACAAAAAUGUUUUACAAGAAUUUAAAGAUAAACAAGAACUAUUAAUUACAUCUGAAACAAGACAAUAAAUUAAAAAAGAUAGAUUGUUGGCAUCUAAAACACUUUAAAGUAUUUAAACUUAAUAGUUUUAAAGUAAAUAGUUAAGGAGAUCUUGA
This is a messenger RNA of Paramecium sonneborni, 2078 nucleotides long. NCBI's taxonomy places the organism in Eukaryota, Ciliophora, Oligohymenophorea, Peniculida, Parameciidae. The record is from the annotation of a GenBank genome assembly.